UGGGAGCUCGAAAAACACGAGAGAAGCAAGCUUAGGAACACGAGCGUUAUACAGCCGUUUACAGCACGAGAAGAAAAACGUUUUAAAAGGAAUGUCCUUCAAAUUCCAGACAUGGACCCCAGUUAUAUUAUUUGUCGCUGGGAUAUAUAUCAGUAGCACUUAUUGCGACCAUAGCUCAAACCCUGAAGAAAAUCAACUCCAUGACAGAAAUCCAUCGGAAAAACAUAGUGUUAAGACAGCUGUUGAAAAGCCAUGUUUAUAUAGAGAGCACUCUACACCUAAGAAAACCCUUGCAAAAAGCACCAAUGAACAAAUAAACGAAGCAAGCAAAAAUAUUCAUCUGAAAUCAGUUCAAAACACCAAUAAUCAUCCCAUUCAAAACAAUAAGGACCCUAAAGUACCAAAAACUAAACGUCCUCUGCAUAUACCAUUGUACAAGAUUCACCACACCAAAAAGGUGCCAGGUUCGCAUUUAAAUGAUGAAGGUGGCUGUUGCGGAUCUGAGUCUCCUCCACCACCACCGCCUCCUCCACCACCACCUCCGCCUCCUCCACCUUCGGCUUCUCCAUCAUGUUGCAAUGGGCCAUAUUAUAUCAUGCCUUGGUGGCCAUACUGGCUUAAUCAAAUACUGAACAACCAGCAACCAGACGAUUAUAAUUUUCCAUACUGGGUCAAUUAAUGCAAAAAAAGUAUAAUGUACAUU
Molecule: messenger RNA, 703 nt
Organism: Exaiptasia diaphana
Lineage: Eukaryota; Metazoa; Cnidaria; Anthozoa; Actiniaria; Aiptasiidae
Product: formin
Exons: 3
Coding region: 92-679 (195 amino acids)
Source: RefSeq, a predicted model, not a curated record